Papaver somniferum (opium poppy) is the source of this 909-nucleotide messenger RNA. RefSeq names its product transcription factor bHLH162-like. Gene Ontology annotation, biological process: regulation of transcription by RNA polymerase II. Lineage: Eukaryota; Viridiplantae; Streptophyta; Magnoliopsida; Ranunculales; Papaveraceae. Gene Ontology annotation, molecular function: RNA polymerase II transcription regulatory region sequence-specific DNA binding; protein dimerization activity; DNA-binding transcription factor activity, RNA polymerase II-specific. The record is from RefSeq and is a predicted model, not a curated record. Gene Ontology annotation, cellular component: RNA polymerase II transcription regulator complex. Bases 42 to 656 code for a protein of 204 amino acids. The transcript has 3 exons.
GUUUUUAUUAGUGUGCAAUAUUUUAAAUAAUUUGGUAUGAUAUGAGGAGUCAGAAAGAUAUGGAAACGAGUACUAGUCCUACUCAUAAUCAGAAAGAGAGUGCAUCGUCAAAUACAAAAACUGAAAGAAAAAUCGUUGAGAGAAACAGAAGAAAUAACAUGAAAUCACUUUACUCGCAACUUAAUUCUCUUCUCAUCCCACAGGAGAACUCCUCAAAGAAGCUAAUGUCAGUACCGGAUCAACUUUGCGAAGCUACAAAUUAUAUCGGAAAUUUGCAGACAAGAGUUGAGAGGAUGAAACAACAAAGAGAGAGUUUAUUGGUAAGGUCUUCAACAAUGAACAUUAAUAAUAAUGUUAAACCACCACCUGAAGCUGAUAUGAUACCACCUAUAAUCGAGAUUACAAUUGCUGGUUAUGCUUUAAAAGUGGUACUAAUAGCAAGUCGGAUUCACAAUCAUCAAUCCUUGUUUUAUGAGCUUAUUCGAGUUCUCCAAGAAGAAGAAAGAGCUGAAAUUGUGAAUGCUAAUUUUUCUAUCAUCGACAGUGUAGGAAUGCAUACUAUACAUUCACAAGUUGGUGAUUCUGAACUCGGCUUUGGAGUCGAAAGAGUGAGAAGAAGAUUAACAAAGCUCGUGCAUGAAUUUGUUAUACUUUAAGUUAGAAUACAUUCCGAUGUUAGUGCAGUACAAUGAUAUGUUUUUGAAUAAUGGUACCAAUGAUCUUCGAAACUUCUCACCAUCAAAUUCUUUGCCUAUCAAAGAGAAGUGAGAAUAUGAUUCGUUUAUGAGUAUAAAAUUUUAAGGCAACUCAAAGAAGAAAAACCAAAUAUUGUGUUGUCAGUGAUUUUUCUUUGAUUCAUUUCCUGUCGGAUCUUAUAUAUUUAAUUCGUAAUUCGAAGAACCAGAUUUU